Onthophagus taurus is the source of this 1775-nucleotide messenger RNA. It is a transcript of the gene RagC-D, whose product is annotated as Ras-related GTP binding C/D. Gene Ontology annotation, molecular function: GTP binding; GTPase activity. NCBI's taxonomy places the organism in Eukaryota, Metazoa, Arthropoda, Insecta, Coleoptera, Scarabaeidae. Gene Ontology annotation, biological process: negative regulation of autophagy; cellular response to starvation; positive regulation of TORC1 signaling. The record is from RefSeq and is a predicted model, not a curated record. Gene Ontology annotation, cellular component: Gtr1-Gtr2 GTPase complex; nucleus; lysosome.
AAAACACUUCAUGCACAGACGCUGAACUCGCCGAGUUUAUUUUUAAUAUCACUCAUUUAUCGCAUAUAUGCAUUAAUUUACACACGAGUUAUUAUAAACGAUUGUGGGUUGCGUUUGGAAUUUAACUUUCGUCUCUGUUUCAUUUUUACUCAUUUUUUUCGAGACAACACAAUCGAUAAGCGGUCAGUUUUAAUGUGUUAAUUUUUAAUGAGAGCCCCAAUAAUUAAAAUGCGUCGUCGAGGAUACAGCUGUUUUAUGUGUACAAUGUAAAAUACGUAAUUCGAAUAAAUUUUUGGCAAUUGGCAAUAAACAGGACCUUGACUUAAGAAAAUGUCGUAUCAAGAUGAUGAUGAAGGUGUUGGAUAUGAUGAACAUGUUGGAUCUUUUCCAAAGGAGUUUGGAUACGGUGGAUUUGAUGGUGAACAUGAUAUUACGAUACCAUCAACUGGAGAACAAAAACCUCGGAUCUUACUUAUGGGUUUAAGACGAUCUGGGAAAUCGUCUAUACAAAAAGUGGUCUUCCAUAAAAUGUCACCAAAUGAGACUUUGUUCCUCGAAAGUACAAAUAAAAUCGUCAAGGACGAUAUAAAUAAUUCUAGUUUUGUUCAGUUUCAAAUUUGGGAUUUUCCUGGUCAAAUUGAUUUUCUUGAUCCUAGUUUUGAUUCUGAUAUGAUUUUCGGUGGAUGUGGGGCUUUGGUUUUUGUAAUUGACGCUCAGGAUGAGUACAUAGAGGCUUUGCAAAAAUUAAAUUUAACAGUAACAAAAGCGUAUAAAGUAAAUCCAAACAUAAAAUUUGAAGUUUUUAUUCAUAAAGUGGAUGGAUUAGUGGAUGAUUGCAAAAUGGAAACUCAAAGAGAUAUACAUCAAAGAUCAAAUGAUGAUUUAAAUGAUGCAGGAUAUGACCAAAUCCAUCUUAGUUUUCAUCUUACCUCUAUUUAUGAUCAUUCUAUAUUUGAAGCUUUUUCUAAAGUUGUUCAGAAAUUAAUACCACAAUUACCGGCGUUGGAAAAUUUAUUAAAUAUAUUAAAUACAAAUUCAGCAAUAGAAAAAUCAUUUCUUUUCGAUGUAGUAUCUAAAAUUUAUAUAGCAACAGAUUCAACACCUGUAGAUAUGCAAAGUUACGAGUUAUGUUGUGAUAUGAUUGAUGUGGUAAUUGAUGUUUCUUGGAUCUAUGGAAUAAGAGAUGAUCAAGAGCCGGCAGCUUUUGAUGAACAAAGCUCUAGUCUGAUUAAACUGAAUAAUGGGACCGUUUUGUAUUUGAGAGAGGUUAAUAAAUUUUUGGCGUUGGUUUGUAUUUUAAGAGAUGAUAAUUUUGAUCAUAAAGGUACAAUUGAUUAUAAUUUCUUAUGUUUCCGUGGAGCAAUUCAAAAAGUCUUUGAUUUACGAAACAAAAUGCAAUCCUCAGCAAUGAACAAUUCAACUGGAAGUCCUCUAACUAAUGGAGAAACUAGCUUAAGUGAUAAUGCCUUAACUUUGCGAUAAUUUUAUUUAUAAGAAAAGAAAGUUUUUUUAUAUUUCUCUGUUAAUUAUUACUAAAAUAAGUAGUAACAAAAAAGUUGUGUCAUAACAACGGCUAACCUUCCUGAAAAUUAUAAAUUUUGUGUUUUAAGACAGCUUUUAAAGCCCCUAAGGUGAUCUAUAUUUUUAAUACUCCAUUAUUGUGUAAUAUAUAAUGUUUUGUUGUUUAUAAUUUAAAUAUUUACUCUUAACCUUCAAUGUAAAAUGAAAUUGAAACUGCAGAGAAAAAUACAAAUACAUUAGAUUCUUCAUUUAAU